CUCGGAGGAGAAUUUUUUUUCCCCACCAAGAUGGCGGCCGCAGGGCGCGUCGGCUCCUUCGGUUCCUCCCCGCCGGGCCUGGGCGCGGCUCACGAAGCGGCGGCGGGCCACGCCAGGGGGGACGACGACGACGACGGGCAGAACCUGUGGUCCUGCAUCCUCAGCGAGGUCUCCACGCGCUCGCGCUCCAAGCUGCCCGCGGGCAAGAACGUGCUGCUGCUGGGUGAAGAUGGAGCUGGGAAAACAAGCUUAAUAAGAAAGAUGCAGGGCAUCGAGGAGUACAAGAAAGGACGAGGAUUAGAGUAUUUAUACUUAAAUGUUCAUGAUGAGGACAGAGACGAUCAAACCAGAUGUAAUGUGUGGAUCCUAGAUGGAGACCUUUACCACAAAGGCCUCCUUAAAUUUUCACUGGAGGCCGUUUCACUGAAGGACACUCUAGUUACCCUGGUGGUGGACAUGUCGAAGCCUUGGACUGCUUUGGAUUCUUUACAGAAAUGGGCAAGUGUUAUUCGAGAACAUAUUGACAAACUGAAAAUUCCUCCCGAAGAAAUGAAAGAAAUGGAACAAAAGUUGAUUAGAGACUUCCAAGAAUAUGUAGAGCCAGGAGAAGAUUUCCCAGCUUCUCCCCAGAGAAGAAACACCAUGUCGCAAGAAGACAAAGACAGCAGUGUGGUCUUACCCCUGGGUGCGGACACUCUCACUCAUAACUUGGGCAUUCCAGUGCUAGUAGUUUGCACGAAGUGUGACGCAAUUAGUGUAUUGGAGAAAGAACAUGACUACAGAGAUGAACACUUUGAUUUUAUUCAGUCACACAUCCGGAAGUUCUGUUUACAGUAUGGUGCAGCACUUAUAUACACUUCGGUAAAAGAAAAUAAAAAUAUAGAUUUGGUAUAUAAAUACAUUGUUCAAAAACUAUAUGGAUUUCCCUAUAAGAUUCCUGCUGUUGUCGUGGAAAAAGAUGCUGUAUUUAUUCCUGCAGGGUGGGAUAAUGAUAAGAAAAUAGGCAUAUUACAUGAAAAUUUUCAAACAUUAAAAGCAGAAGAUAAUUUUGAAGACAUUAUAACCAAACCACCAGUUCGAAAGUUUGUGCACGAGAAGGAAAUUGUGGCAGAAGAUGACCAGGUGUUCCUUAUGAAGCUACAGUCCCUUUUGGCAAAGCAACCGCCCACUGCAGCUGGAAGACCUGUGGAUUCCUCCCCCAGGGUUCCCGGAGGCUCCCCUCGAACGCCAAACAGGUCUGUGUCGUCCAAUGUCGCCAGCGUGUCGCCCAUCCCUGCUGGGUCCAAAAAGAUUGAUCCAAACAUGAAAGCUGGAGCGACCAGUGAAGGUGUCCUGGCAAAUUUCUUCAAUAGUUUGCUGAGUAAAAAGACUGGCUCUCCUGGGAGUCCUGGUGUUGGCAGUGGGAGCCCUGCAGGGGGCGCUGGAGGUGGAGGCAGUGGUUUACCGCCUUCUGCCAAAAAGUCAGUAGGCCAGAAGCCUGUUGUAUCGGAUGUUCACGCGGAACUAGACAGAAUCGCACGAAAACCAGUUGCAGUCUCUCCUCCAACACCUACAUCUCCCACGGAAGGAGAAGCUUCUUGAAGAUACCAAAUAAAGCCAUUUAUUCAGUUUUCUGGGAUGAUAUAAAGUUGCCUCUGCUUUUUCCUUCAUAAGUGGAGUUAGGGACCUGGAGUGCUUUUUCAGAUGGACUAAAUUUGUGUCUCUUUGUGUGUGGUUGCCCAUUUUUAUAAACAGGAGCACUACAGAAGAAAAUGUAUACUGCUCUAUGCAGGGUUGCUCUUUGUAAUAAGGAAGUAAUUUUGGAUUUUUGAAAGACUCAAAACCUUCUAGAUUGGAAAUACAGUCAUGGAUCGUAUUCCAAAGGCAAUUUAAAACUUAGGAGGGCUUAAGGAAGGGCAGGAAAUACGUUUUGGGCAUUUGACUGACUUGGAAGUCCAAGCUUAUAUUAGUUAAGGCUGUUAAAAUCAUAUUUUAAAUUAUGUUAGUUUUGCUGGGGAAGAAAAAGAUCAAUGUCAGAUUUUCUGAACCUUAUAUAAAUAUAACCACCACACAUGGAAAAUACUGAGAAAACUCAGAUAGCAUUUGCUUCAUAGUUGUCUCAAUCUACAAUCCUGUAAAUUGUCCUCAAAAUAUGAUUUAUAAAUUUUGACCAAGAUUCAUUUCUUUAAGAAGGGAGGAAAGCACACCGCCUAUAAAUGUGUAAAAGAAAAAUGCAGAGGUUAUUAAAAUGUAAAAAGAUAAUGAUCUUCGGAUUUGUCUAUAUAUAUAUAUAUAUAUAUAUACCUACUAUAUAUAUAUGGCUCUGCCUUAAUAUAUCCCUUUUUGUUUGUGACUUUCAGCUGUAUUCAGUCAAUAAAGUAUUUAUUCUCUGCAUUCAGGUACAAAUAACAUUGCAUUCUCAUAUCUAAAUUUGUAUUUUAUUAGUAUUUUUGAAGUGUUUGACUUAAUUUAAUUAAAGACACAAA
Suncus etruscus (white-toothed pygmy shrew) is the source of this 2465-nucleotide messenger RNA. RefSeq names its product dynein cytoplasmic 1 light intermediate chain 1 (gene DYNC1LI1). Gene Ontology annotation, biological process: microtubule-based movement; microtubule cytoskeleton organization. The transcript has 13 exons. Gene Ontology annotation, molecular function: dynein heavy chain binding. NCBI's taxonomy places the organism in Eukaryota, Metazoa, Chordata, Mammalia, Eulipotyphla, Soricidae. The record is from RefSeq and is a predicted model, not a curated record. Gene Ontology annotation, cellular component: cytoplasmic dynein complex; centrosome. Bases 31 to 1581 code for a protein of 516 amino acids.